Aaosphaeria arxii CBS 175.79 is the source of this 1524-nucleotide messenger RNA. RefSeq lists its product as uncharacterized. The record is from RefSeq and is a predicted model, not a curated record. NCBI's taxonomy places the organism in Eukaryota, Fungi, Ascomycota, Dothideomycetes, Pleosporales. Bases 69 to 1403 code for a protein of 444 amino acids. The transcript has a single exon.
CAUCUACAGUACUUUAUGCAGCAUCAAUCGUCUUAACAUAAUGAAGAUAACAUUUCGAUGUCCUCAAAAUGUCUUCCCAAAAAGGUAGAAAUAAAUCUUCAUGUGCUCGCACUACCACCAUAAAACCAAUCUUCACAACCCUCCCCCAAGAGCUCCAAAACCAAAUAAUAACCUACGUUCUUACCUCCAAAUCUCUACCACCACCUCUUCCCUUUCUUCUUUCAGAACCCUCGAUUCCAUCAUCUUCCCACAGUUUCGCUCCUGCAUCUACCCCAUCUGCACCAGUCCUAACAAUCCCGUUGCAUACGAUACGUUCAACAUUCCCGUCCCACCCGGCAGAAUGCCUAAUGGCGACAUCGAAAGGAUUGUAUGAGAGUACAGUCCGCCAGUAUGAACAUCUCAUACAGAACAGUUGGGGCGGUGAUGCGAAGAGGGAUAGUGCUGAGGGGGGUCUGACGCCGAUCCUGCAUUUGACGAUCUUGGAUGCCACUACGACACUCGCGAGUUGGAUUCGUCCUAUUGCACUGCCCUUAUCCUUUAGCCAGAAAGGAGGAGGAGCAGAUCGGGUGGAAUUCAUACCCCAUCUCAUAAUUCAGCUCUCUCUUGCUGGCUUGUAUCCUAAAAUGCGGCCUUCGACUACAUCAAAAUCUACGUGCUGCCCACCUCGCAACCUCCCAGGGUUCGUAAAUCCGGAUCCUCAAUUAGUCAAGGUUGGGGCGUUAGUAGAGAAUUUGUUGGGUGGAGACCGCGCAACGUUUUUGCUCGUCGUUGUGCUGAGGCUGAUCGUUACAGGCCGUGUUUAUGGAUUCGCAGGUAGCGAAGGCGACGGGGAAUUGGCGGCGUUGGAACGGGUUGUUAAAAGCUAUGUUUCAAGCUUUCCCCCGUCUUCGACCAGCGGCGAAAAUGUGAAGAAGACUCGGGAUGGCAGUAUCAAAUUGAAGAUCGGCAUGAUAGAGUUCCAGCUCAUACACCCACCACCAGAGAUCCCAACUGCGGAGACGUAUGGGGAAACGAGGGUAUACACGGAGCACGAGCUGCAAGACUGGGACGUCUUUGCCAAUUCGACGUCGAGAAAGAUGACGUGGGAUCCUGUUCACGCGAUGGUGGGAAGGUUCGUGUACUAUCUACGUCAAAUCUUGGUUUCCCCAGAGUUUCUUAAUAGCACUCCUCUUGCUGACGCUCGUGAGACGGAGCAGCGGGAAGGGGCGUUGGUGGUGGAAGAGAUAGCGAUAGCGAAUAAGACGAAGAGAGAUGUCUGGAGCGUUAGAAGGGGGAUAUUGAAGAAGACGAGGCUCGAAUGGAGGGUUCAUUUCUUCGGGAAGAAGCACGCGAGGAGGCAGGAGACAGAAGAGGAGAGGGAGUUCUUAGAUGCGGAGCUUGGGGUAGGCUGGGAGGAUUGGUGAUGGUGCUUCAGGGUAUGGCUUGUUUAUUUUUGACAUAUCAGUCUAGAGUUGAGGGUUUGGUGUGCCAUGUCGGCAUUCGUGCUUCUUUUUUUUCAAGGUCUAGAUAUACUUAGACUACUCA